Seminavis robusta is the source of this 765-nucleotide messenger RNA. The record is from the annotation of a GenBank genome assembly. Lineage: Eukaryota; Bacillariophyta; Bacillariophyceae; Naviculales; Naviculaceae.
AUGGGCCGCCGCUAUUUGAUCGCUGGAAACUGGAAGUGCAACGGCACUCUUGCCGAGAAUGAGGAGCGCAUCAAGGUGUUCAAUGAAGCUGGAGCCAUCCCCGAAAAUGUAGAUGUCGCUUUGUGCGUCCCCUCCAUUCACAUUCCCAUGGUUCUCUCCAAAGUCCGAAAGGAAAUCACCGUUGGUGCUCAAGAUUGCGGUAGCAAUGAUGGAAAUGGCGCCUACACUGGUGAAGUUGGAGCUCACCAAAUCAAAGAUAUUGGCUGCACUUGGGUCAUUAUUGGACACUCGGAGCGUCGUGAAGGAUUUGGAAUGGCUGGAGAACCAGUAGAGCUUUGUGCCGAAAAAACCAAGGUUGCCAUUAAAAAUGGACUCAAAGUCAUGUUUUGCAUUGGAGAAAAGAAGGAAGAGCGAGAAUCCGGUGUAACCAUGGAAGUUUGCGCCAAGCAGAUGGCACCAUUGGCCAAGGCUAUCGAAGCCAAGGAUUGGGAAUCCAUCGCCAUUGCCUACGAACCAGUUUGGGCUAUUGGAACCGGAUUGACAGCAACACCAGAAAUGGCCCAGGAAACACACAAGAGCAUCCGUACUUGGGUUUCCGAAAAUGUUUCCCCCGAGGUUGCCGAGGCUGUGCGAAUCCAGUAUGGUGGAUCCAUGAAGGGUGCCAAUGCCAAGGAGUUGCUGGCUCAGCCAGAUAUUGAUGGAGGACUCAUUGGAGGAGCCAGUCUCAAGGCUGACUUUUUCAAUGUUGUCAAUGGCAUCCCCUAA